AUUUAUCAUCUACAAAUAAUUAUAUUUUAAUUACUAUCACUAAUUGUAGUACUCCAACUAAUAAUAUUUCAAUAUAAAUGAAAUAGUAAUUAGUAAAUAUUUAGCACUAGUUUAAAAUUAACAAAAAUUGCAACUUGAUACUGCAGAAUGUUGAAUUAUUUGAAAUUUUUAAUUAUUUUAUUAAUAACAAAUUAUUGUUGGAGCGUUCCUCCUUUGACGGCCAAUAAAAACAAUUACCUAGUAUUUGCCGAUGAAAAAAGUUUCAUUCAAUCAUGCAGCCCUGAAGAUAACGCAGUCGCUACGAAUGUGGAUAAUUUUUUGGAACUAAAUUUGAGACACGACUUUGAUGAGGAUAUGGAAACUUUAAUAACGAAUGGUAAUAUAACUAUGAAAGUUGAUAUACCAUAUGGUAUUCAAUUAGCGUUAGAUAUGGAAAUUUUUAUGUGGAAACGUGGUAGAUGGGAAAAACUGUGUAUUCCAUAAGACGUGAUGAUUUUUGUGCUUCGGCAUUGAUCCAGUGGAAUUUUGGUAUCCGUUAACCGAACAAAUAAGAGAAGAAGAUCGUAUUUGUCCACCGAAGAAAGGAACUGUUUAUAGAUUUGAUAACUUGGAAAAUCGUGUUGAACUUAAUAAUAUAGCGGCAUUUGAUAUUGAAGGAGACUAUAAAAUUGUAGCACAUUUUAUUGCUGGAGAUU
Lucilia sericata (common green bottle fly) is the source of this 695-nucleotide messenger RNA. RefSeq lists its product as uncharacterized. The transcript has 4 exons. The record is from RefSeq and is a predicted model, not a curated record. Lineage: Eukaryota; Metazoa; Arthropoda; Insecta; Diptera; Calliphoridae. The coding region runs from base 148 to 483 and encodes 111 amino acids.